AUCCACAUGUAUUUUCCCACACUGGUACCUGAAUUGCUUGGAUAAAAAUAGCUCCUCUAGAGAAGAAGACAUUUCACUGAUUGAGACCAGAAGCUGACUCUCAGUAUUUAAACAGUGUUUUCUCUCAUAUUCUCAUGAUUUAAUAAAAUAACACAGUUUAGAGUAUCUGUUAUCAGACCCUGUGUGAAGGAUUCCACCGGGUCGCUCCGUCCCUGUGAGGCGGGCUUGUCAGGCACUAUCUCGGACACCUCAGAGAACCUGAGUCCGGUCAGACCUCCAUGGAUGGAUGUAGCCUGUCAGGACGAAGCUGAACGGUUAGCCGGAUUUUAAGACACAAACAGACCACCAGCAGCGGCAGCAGCAGGAUGAGCUCAGACGGGGGCGGGCGGCCCGUCAAAGUGGGCUCCCUGGUGGAGGUGAUCGGAAAAGGUCAAAAGGGCACGGUCGCCUACAUCGGAAACACGCUGUUCGCCUCGGGGAAAUGGGUGGGAGUCAUCCUGGACGAGGGGAAGGGGAAGAACGACGGCACCGUGCAGGGCAAGCGCUACUUCACCUGCGAGGAGAACCACGGGAUCUUUGUGAGACAGUCACAGAUCCAGCUGGUUGAUGAUGGGGCUGACACAACGUCUCCAGAGACACCUGAGCCUGGCACCGGCAAAGUUCCCAAACGAGAGAUCCUGGAGACGUCCAAGUCCACUAAACUGCAGCCCACCCGAACUGCAGCUGGAAAGGGGGCUGCGUCCGGCUCAGCCUCGGCCUCUGCUGGGGAGAUGAGCAGCAGUGAGCCCAGCACGCCGGCUCAGACCCCUCUGGCUGCUCCCGUCAUCCCAACCCUCCACUCCCCCGGGAACCUUCCAGCUCCUGGCCCCACCAAGGAGGAGGAGGCGCUGCGUGGUCAGCUGAAGGACAUGGAGGAAAAGCUGGAGACGCUGAAGAUGAAGCGGACGGAGGACAAGGCCAAGCUGAAGGAGCUGGAGAAGCACAAGAUCCAGCUGGAGCAGCUGCAGGAGUGGAAGGCAAAGAUGCAGGAGCAGCAGGCCGAGAUCCAGAAACAGCUGAAAGAGGCCAAGAGGGAGGCGAAAGAAGCCCAGGAGGCGAAGGAGCGCUACGUAGAGGAGAUGUCGGACACGGCGGAUGCGAUCGAGAUGGCCACGCUGGAUAAGGAGAUGGCCGAGGAGAGGGCGGAGUCUCUGCAGCUGGAGGUCGACUCGCUGAAGGAGAAAGUGGACGAGCUCACCAUGGACCUGGAGAUCCUGAAGCACGAGAUCGAGGAGAAAGGGUCGGAUGGUGCAGCCUCCAGUUAUCACGUGAAACAGCUGGAGGAGCAGAACGGCAGACUGAAGGAAGCACUGGUCAGGAUGCGUGACCUGUCGUCGUCAGAGAAGCAGGAACACGUGAAGUUGCAGAAACAGAUGGAGAAGAAGAACGUGGAGCUGGAUACUCACAGGGGCAACAAAGAAAAACUGCAGGAGGAGAUGUCUGUGGCCGAGAAGACCAUCGACGAGCUGAAAGAGCAGGUGGAUGCAGCUUUGGGUGCGGAGGAGAUGGUGGAGACUCUGACGGAGAGGAACCUGGACCUGGAGGAGAAAGUCAGAGAGCUCAGAGAGACAGUGACCGACCUGGAAGCGAUUAACGAGAUGAACGACGAGCUGCAGGAGAACGCCAGAGAGACGGAGCUGGAGCUGAGGGAGAUGCUGGAUCUGGGCGGCUCUAAAGUCCGAGAGUCUGAGAAACGUGUUGAAGCCGCUCAGGAGACGGUGGCUGAUUACCAGCAGACCAUCCAGAAGUACCGCGAGCUCACUGCUCACCUGCAGGAGGUGAACAGAGAGCUGACCAGCCAGCAGGAGGCCUCCGCAGAGCUUCAGCAGCAGCCGGCAGCAGAGAUGUUCGACUUCAAGAUUAAAUUUGCAGAGACGAAGGCCUAUGCCAAGGCCAUCGAGAUGGAGCUGAGGAAGAUGGAGGUGAAUCAGGCCAACAGACACGUGUCUCUUCUGACCUCCUUCAUGCCCGAGUCUUUCCUCCGUCACGGCGGAGACCACGACUGCAUCCUGGUGCUGCUGCUCAUCCCCAGACUCAUCUGCAAGGCGGAGCUGAUCAGCAAGCAGGCUCAGGAGAAGUUCGACCUGAAUGAGAACUGUUUUGAGCGAGCCGGGCUGAAGGGAGCCGUCGGGGAGCAGCUGAGCUUUGCAGGCGGAUUGGUUUACUCGCUCAGUCUGCUGCAGGCCACGCUGCAUAAAUACGAGCAGGCUCUGUCUCAGUGCAGCGUUGAAGUCUAUAAGAAGAUCGGCGCUCUGUACCCGGAGAUGAGCGUCCACGAACGGUCUCUGGACUUCCUCAUCGACCUGCUGCACAAAGACCAGCUGGACGAGACAGUCAACGUGGAGCCGCUUACCAAAGCCAUCAAAUAUUACCAGCACCUGUACAGCAUCCACCUGGCCGAUCAGAGUGAAGAGUGCACCAUGCAGCUGGCCGAUCACAUCAGAUUUACCCAGAGUGCCUUGGACUGCAUGGCGGUGGAGGUCGGGCGUCUGCGGGCGUUCCUGCACACCGGUCAGGAGAAGGCCGACCUCGCCGUGCUCCUGAAGGACCUGGAGACAUCCUGCAGCGACAUCCGGCAGUUCUGCAAGAAGAUCCGACGCAGGAUGCCGGGGACAGACGCACCGGGUAUCCCAGCAGCGCUCAACUUUGGACUUCAGGUGUCCGACACGCUCUCAGACUGCAGGAAACACCUGACCUGGGUGGUGGCGGUGCUGCAGGAGGUGGCAGCAGCAGGAGCUCAGAUGAUGUCGCCUCUCGGGGAGCAGGAGGGUCUGUCAGCCGUCAAACUGGAGGAUGUGGCGUUCAAGGCUGGAGAGCAGAUUUAUGGAUCCCAGGGAGCGAACCCGUACGAGUAUCUGCGUCAGUCCUGCGGCAUCGUCAUCGCAACCAUGAACAAGAUGGCCACCGCCAUGCAGGAGGGAGAGUACGACUCUGAGAAGCCUCUGAGCAAGAACCCUCCUCCUGUGGAUGUUCGAUCUGCGACUCUGCGUGCCGAGAUCACAGACGCUGAAGGACUCGGCAUGAAGCUGGAGGACAGAGAGACGGUCAUCAAGGAGCUGAAGAAGUCUCUCAAGAUCAAGGGAGAGGAGCUGAGCGAGGCGAACGUCCGUCUCAGCCUGCUGGAGAAGAAGCUUGACAGCUCGUCCAAAGACGCAGACGAGCGUGUGGAAAAGAUUCAGACCCGUCUGGACGAGGCGCAGACGCUCCUGAAGAAGAAAGAGAAGGAGUUCGAGGAGACGAUGGACGCUCUGCAGGCCGACAUCGACCAGCUGGAGUCGGAGAAGGCAGAGCUGAAGCAGAGGAUCAACAGCUCGUCUAAGAUGACCAUCGACGGUUUGAGAGGACCCGGACAGUCGGGGAUCGCCUCCAUCGUCACGGGGAUAUCAGGAGCGAACAUGAUCUCUGGUGUCGGUUCAGGCUCCGGCCUCCAGGUGAUCGACUCUCCUCUCCUGACUCAGCAGAUCGAAGCUCAGAGACUCUGCAUCAAACACCUGAAGAACGAGAACAACAGACUGAAGGCGGAGAGGAUGCGCGCUCAGCUCGCCGCUCUGCCUCCUCUUCACGUCACCAAACUGCCCUCCAAAGACGGCCGCCCUGAAGUGCUCUCCAGCGCCCUCUACCGCAAGACCGACCAGCUGCUGGAGACGCUGCUGCAGAUGAGCGCCAACGUCAAGGUGGUGGACAUCACCGGCAAGUCUCCAGUGACACCUGGUGCUCAGCUCCUGGAGCAGACGGCCAGAUUACAGUCCCUCAGUGACACUCUGGGCAGACUGAAGGAUGAAGUAGCAGAGCACGUCGUCAACCACCAGCCUGGAGCUCGAGUGCCGUCUGAUUUCGCAACGUUUCCAUCGGCUUCAUUUGUCAAGGCGAAGGAGGAGAAGCAGGGCGACACGGUGAUGAUCGGUCGGGUCAUGGUCCCGUGUCCCCGCGGUCAGGAGCAGGUCCACCGUCUCGUCCUGUCGCAGACUCAGCUGCACAGAGUCCACAGUCUCCUGAAGACCUAACCUGAGCUGUGCCCCUCCUCCUGCCUGCUGCACCGACACCACCAAACACUACAACCCCACCCACCACCCCACCUUCAUCAUCAUCAUCAUCAUCAUCAUCAGCUUAGCAGUGAGGUUUCCACUUCAGGGCCAAACCCGUGGAGGUAUUUGAUGACGAGUUAGAGGAGGAGAGAUAUCCCUCACAGCUCUUCUGCAUGCGACACAGAUUCACUGCGUCUCCUUUAACCUCACAGACCUGAUCCUGGUCUUUGGCUCUGCUGUGGACUCUGUAGUGGUUUUAUAUUCAGCCACAGCUGGAUGUUGCUCUCUGUGUUUGUUUCACUGUUAACGCCGCACAGGUCCAGGACCGCGGUCAUGGUGUCAUCAGGUGUUCCUGCUGUGUGUGACAUUUUUAUAACUCAACGGUCUUAAGGGAAAAACACAGAUCUGUAGGGAUUUAAAGAGAACAGAUUAGAGUGUGAGUGUGUGUGUGUGUGAGUGUGUGUGUGUGUGUGUGUGUGAGACGGGUUACUGUGGUUUGAUCAAAGUUUUGCACAUUUUAAAAAGUCCUGAACGAGACGAGACGAAGUCGUCCUGCACAUUCGUUUGAUUUGCACGUUUCUUUCUCUCUUUGCUGACGUCAUGAAGAAGAGUUACUUUAAAUCAACCAGAGAUUCAGCAGAGACGCUCCACUCACCACGACCAGAGGCGGCUUUAACCCCCGGUUAUUAAUGAUGUUUUAAACUCAGAGGGUCGCUGGUGGAUUUGAACGACUAACAGGAUCUCUUUUUAAUCUGAAAGUUGUAAUUUAAAACCCUUCUUUCAUUUUUAUCUCAGAAUUUUAACUUAAAGAGGCCAAUCUGUCUUCUUUUAGGGAUGUCGGAGGGAGGCGGUCUACAUAAUCAAGUAAAGGCCUCCAGUGGGUAUAAAAUUUAUCCGAUGAGCCCCUGAUGGUGAAUUUUAUCUUUUCCAUUUUUAGCAGACUUAAAACAUUGUUUAGCCAAACUCUGAAUAAAGGUGGUUGAGAAGACUUCCAAAGCAAAAGGAUUCUUUUCCGGGCAACCAGGGACACAAAUGCUAUCACAUUGUUUUGCGUUUUUGUAGUAGCUAAAUCAAGCGGGGCUCUGCCAAAGAUGGCUAUAUGAGGAGAUGGCUGAAGCUUUAGGUCCAGGAUGUCAGAAAUUGCCAAAAAGAAGGAUUUCCAAUACUCGCAUAGUUCGGGACAUGUCCAAAACAUGUGGGUAAGGUUGCAAGGGGUUUGGGAGCACCUACUGCACUCCUCUUCUGUCUUAUCUGGAUAGAACUUGGAGAGUUUGUCUUUGCUAUAAUGAAGCCUAUGAAAUACUUUAAAUUGAAUAAGGGAUAGCCUAGCACAACUUGAUUUGUUAAUUACUUUCAGAGCCUUCUCCCAAAAUGCAUUAGUUAUAGUAAUUUGCAGUUCUGAUUCCCAACUACUUUUAAUUUUGGUUAGAAUGGAUUCAUCAGAGGGAGUCAGGAGGUCGUAGAAAAAAGAGACAUGUCCCUUAGGGAGGGAUUUAACUUUAAGGGCAUUGUCUAUCCCACAGGGAGGUGGAAUACGGGGGAAGGCUAACGUAUGGGUCCUUGCAAAGUCCCUAAGUUGGAAGUAUUGAAAGAAAUCUGCACUAUUCAAAUUAUAAGUUGAGCUCAACUGUUCAAAGCUAGCAAACAGACCAUCUUUGUACAAAUCACCCAAACAACAGAGGCCUCUCUUCUCCAAAGCAGCAAAUCGAGGGUCAGUCUUUGCUGGUAUGAAUAAGUGGUUGCCACAUAGGGGAGUUGACCGUGGAAGGAGAAGCCACCCAAAAUGUCGUCGGAUUUGUGUCCAAAUCUUUAGUGUGGAUAUGAUAACAGGAUUAGUCGUGUAGUCGGAGAGGGAAAGUGAAAGAGUGCUACAUACGAGAGCAGGGAGGGACGUGGAGCAUGAAUCCGCCUCUAUUCGGCACCAAGUCUGUUGAGGUGAUAUCCUACUUUAAUUCUUAAUCUGGACUAUUUCUUCUAAACUCAAACACAAUACAGACGAGAGUUUGUUUCCAGAAUAUUCCCGGUUUAAUUGAAACUUUUUUCCUGACGCUUUUUUCAACAUUAAAGCUGCAGUUGGUAGGAUUAGAGUAAAAAAAAAAAACAGUACUUGUUUUGUGCUGCGUUUGGCAAAAAAGUCACAACACUCAUCAACAGCCAUCAAUGAAUGAGGUAUUUUGGGAUUAUGGUGAGAUCUCUGUGUUUUCCUCUGUAUCCAGCAAUCUAUAAAUCCCAAUCGCUCCUGUCAGCUCUGACCAAUCAGAGCCACUCUCCUGAUUGAGCGUGCACUGUGAUCUGUUUGUGGGCGGGGCUUACAGGAGCAGAGAGGGGAUGUAGUGAGAGGGAAAUCUGGUGUGUGUAGUGUUAACAUUCAAAAUCUCUCCCUGAACUGAUGUUUAAUCCAGGACUACCAACAGCAGCUUUAAUAAUUACAUGCAGAGAUAAAGCGUCACUCUUCAUGCAGAGAUCUCUUCCCCUGCAGCUACACAUUUAAAUCAUUGAGUCUUCACGAAAGUAGAAAGAUUCUCCUUUGUUGACAAUUUAAAAACAGAAGUGUUGCUCCUCUCAGUCUGACCGAGGCGUGGUGAGUUCAGUGUCUCUGCUCCUCUCUGCUGUUUGAUUGAGUCUCUGUAGAAACACGAAGGCUUCACACUUUAACGUUGAAACAUUAUUUCACAGCUGACUCGUGAAGAUGAAGAGUAUUUAAUGAUUAAGUUAUUCUCACUUUACCUGCCUGGUAUAAAUAACACACACGUUGUAAACAGCUGACUGUAUUAACCUUUGCUGUCGUCGUCGUCGUCGUCGUCUGAGCCUUAAACCUGCAGAGAGCCUUGGUGGUAAAGAGCGAUCAUCACCGGCCUUAUUUUGAGUUCACCUCGUUUCAAGUUCAACAUCUUUGCCAAAGACUCUUUGUUCUGUUUGCCAUCAGCUCAUUUUAACUCUGACAUUAAUCACAGAUUAGCUCUUCAUGAUUAGAAUAUUUAUGUUUGCACUCUCUGUCAUAACUUGAAGUUUAUUUAAUGUUUAAUUUAAAGAACGGGCAUAAAUUGGUAGAUGUUUAUUUAUUGAUAUUUAUGUUGAAGGACUGACUCUGCAGCUUGUCUUGUCUUAACUCUUUCCUCGUGUGGCUUCCUGCUCUCGCACAAACCAUAACUGAUCAAUAAAGACAUUUAAGCCAG
Messenger RNA from Notolabrus celidotus (New Zealand spotty), 7240 nucleotides. RefSeq names its product dynactin 1b (gene dctn1b). The coding region runs from base 366 to 4043 and encodes 1225 amino acids. Gene Ontology annotation, cellular component: spindle pole; kinetochore; microtubule associated complex. Lineage: Eukaryota; Metazoa; Chordata; Actinopteri; Labriformes; Labridae. The transcript is spliced from 27 exons. Gene Ontology annotation, biological process: establishment of mitotic spindle orientation; nuclear migration. The record is from RefSeq and is a predicted model, not a curated record.